UGAAGAUGUAACAUUAACCCUUAUCAGGGGAUUAGAUGCCUCAUGACAUUGUUAAUGAUCUUCAGAGUCUUUUUGUCCCUGUAGGUCACAAGUAUGAAUCCAACCAACUCAGCAGGUAUUAAAGAUUGUUAUUGUCUAAUAAUGGAUGUUUGGUGGCCUCUAUAUGAGUUGGGUUUAGUGAGUGUCAGUUCCAGCUCCUGCAUCAUAAUGUCAUCACUACCAUGCUUUGCACUAACUGGCAGACUCAGCAUGGGCCCUGGAGACUGACUUAGCCCUCUUAUCUCUAGAAAUCACCCCAGAGCUGAGCUAUGCCAGUAGGGCAACCUUCCUUGUUGCUGCCCUAUAGAUGAGCAGGGCAGCAUACAGCAGAGGUUUAUGAGCACUAAACCCACACUUUUUUUUAUAGCUGGAGUCUUCAUGACUCAGCCCUCCAAGGUAUCAGAGUCCCUCCAUACAAACAUGGCAGUCUUCCCUUCUCUGCCCUGACUGUGCCACUCCUCCUGUGGCUGGUAGGGAAACACAGGCCCACCCUCUACUCCAGGUUCCAGUCCAGCAUCUGUAGCAACAAUGGCCUGAUUCCUUCCUCACUAUGGUACUCUUGCUCUGGACUCCUUUCUACUUCUCAACUCUAUGUUCUGGCUUCCCCCACACUCCUCCCAUGGAACAACUUGGCUCUGUAACCCCCAAACACGCCUCCCCUCUCCUAUGAGUAACUACAGACUAUUUCCUGACAGCCCCUUUCUGUUGGGAUGGCCCAGCUCCUCCCCCAGCUGGACUUGUUCGGCAAUUAGGUCUUAGCAUGCCCUGGCUUUCCUCCUUUAAUUGGCCUAAUUUACCCCUUCAGGCCUUGUGUGAGUUGGACACUCCAUCAGAGGAGGACAUUGUCACCUCAGAAUUCCACCUAAUGAUGGCUCCACGGACGUUACUGCAGCCUUGCAAAGAGGGACCAGGAUCAAUGGAGAGAUACUUAACCUGUUAACCAUGACCAACUCACAUGUUUCUAAACAUCAUUAAUUUUGUCUACACUAGGACUGGACAAGAUGAUAUGGAAACAGCAUAUGUGGCUAAAUGGACCAAUACACUCCUUUACUCCAAUGUAGCGUAAGUUCAGGAUUGAGGUCCAACUUUGAUUAAGCACAUCUACUAAUAUGUUGAAGCAGGAAAAAAAUGGCAACAAAUGGGAGAGAGCAAUUGGUCUUACUAAUAGAGUAAUAAUAUACUAUAUAUAUUGUCUCAAAUUAGAAAUCUAAGACUAAAUGUGUUAUUUUAAAUAUAUUCCAGAUGGGCUGGAAAAUGUGCAGGAAAAAAAAAUCAUUCCAAAGAAAAAGAAAAAGAAAAGAACAAAAAUAAGAAAAGGGUCACAAACUCCUCCUGACUCUAUGGAUUAUUUGAUGGCAGAAAUACCAUUUGCCAGUACAGAUACUGGAGAUGAAUUUGGCAUUACUAGUACAUUUGAAAUAUAUUUUAAAAAGAGGAGAAAAAGAACUACUAGAAGGAAGACUGAAGAAGACGAUCAAACAAAGAAGAAAAAGCAAGAUCAGCCAAACUAUUUCAUUUCUCUUCCAAUUACAAACCCAAAGAUUACAAGAGGUGUUCAGGCUGUCCAAGAUAUAGUUGUACAAAAGGAUCACAGACUUUCCCAAGCAAUGGUUCGUUAUGGCUCUUUACAUGUCACGCUGUUAGUGAUGCAUUUAUCCAAUGAAGAAGAAGUUGGCACAGCAGUUGGUGCUCUUUUAGAAAGCAAAGAUGCAGUAGAAGAACUCCUACAAGGAAAACAUUUGGAUUUAUCAUUUCAAGGAAUUGAUGAUUUUAGAAAUGAAGUUGUAUUUGUGAAGUUUGCAGCGAGUCAUCAUACAGCCAUGCUUACGGAGAUAUCAGAGACCAUGAAGAAGAUAUUUCAAGAAAAGGGCAUCUUGGCAGGAGAAAACAGAGCUUUUAAACCUCACUUGACCUUCAUGAAGCUGUCAAAAUCACCAGAGCUACGUAAGCAGGUGAAAAAAAUUGACCCGCACCUGUAUGAGAAUUUUAAAAGCCACUAUUUUGGAGAUGAAACCCUGUACCGCCUAGAUCUUUGCUCCAUGUUGAAAAAAAAGCAACCCAAUGGCUACUACCACUGUGAGUCCUCUAUCACGGUUGGGAAGAGCCAUGAAUCAGACUUAAUAAAGAAAGCCUUACACAGAGAAUCGCUGGCCCUGUUAUCAAAACUGAAUAAGAUAAAGGAGCUCUUAUCAAACCCUGAGACCCGGAUGAAAAUUAACAGGGAACUGUUUCAAGACAUACAUAAACAGCAGUCGUCAUUAAAAAGUCAUGUUGACUCCAACUCUCCAGCUAUGUGAUUGUAAAUAGCUAUGGUGUAAAAUCUCAUAUGGUUGUUUUAUGAUGAAAAAUAUUGUUUUUGCAAGUUUUCCAUCUCUGUUUUUUUUAUACAGCCAAUAUAAAUGAAAGCCAAUAUAGUGUGUGGUAUUGUGUUAAAAUACAUGCACAGAAAAGAACAGACUGUUUACUGAUGAGUUACAGUAGCUCUCUAGAUCAAGUUUUGGAUGGAUGGAAGGAAGGAAAAAGUUAAGGAUGCAGGUCUAUGUCAUGAUUCUGCCACAGAAACACUAAUUUCUGAUCAAACACUGUGGCAAUUCUAGAACACAUACUCUCAAAGUGAUUUUUAAAAUGUAUAGCUGAAGAAGGCAUUUUUAAAUGAUUAGUCUUUUCUGUAUAUGCUGGUAUUUUGGGUUGGCACUGAUUCUUGUUUGUUAGUUAAUCAGCACUUGAAUACACAUGUACACAUGCUGAAAUGUUUUUUCUGCUAUUGUUUACAUGCAAGCAAGAAUGUUUUAAUCUCUCAAGGUAAAGUCCUGGCUCCACUGAGGUCAUUGGCAAAAUUUCCAUCGACUUCAGUGGAGCCAGGAUUUCACCCUCAUUAUUUAUUGUUAAAAUAAUCAUUGUUCAGAAUAUUUGCCUUGUCACUUCUGUGGAAACAAGAUGCUUCUUGUUUUUAUUUCUGUUGUUUCCUCCAUCUCUUUGCCCUCUGCUAUGUGAAAAGGGGUCUGAACCUGUAUUCCAUGUGCACUCAACAUAUCUACUGAGUUGAGUGGAAGUAUUGGGUGCACACACACAAAAAUGCAGGAUUGGGCCCAAUAUUAGCACUUUUUAAGCAUUUGUGGAAACUGCCUACAAUUGUAAAAUCAUCUACUUAAUCAUGCAUUCUGUGAUCAAUAUCAGAUUUGUGCUGGUAGAACUGCAGUAUAAAUAUUAAGGUUUUAUUCAUCAACUAUGAAAUUGUAUUGGUAUUUUAUCUCAUGGAUCAGCUAUUUUUUUCUCAAGUGAUAAAUGAGAGCGUAUUGAAAAAUGCAUCUUAUGUAUUCGAGUCCAUCUUCCUAAUAAAAACAUUUUCUCUUUGCACUG
Messenger RNA from Terrapene triunguis (Three-toed box turtle), 3399 nucleotides. RefSeq names its product A-kinase anchoring protein 7 (gene AKAP7). Gene Ontology annotation, cellular component: cytosol. The transcript has 8 exons. NCBI's taxonomy places the organism in Eukaryota, Metazoa, Chordata, Testudines, Emydidae. The coding region runs from base 1257 to 2336 and encodes 359 amino acids. The record is from RefSeq and is a predicted model, not a curated record. Gene Ontology annotation, molecular function: protein kinase A regulatory subunit binding.